AUGUCUCUGCUUCUCAGCCGGCUAUCGAAGCUCUGCGUUGGGAAACCCGAUUUGGUGAGAAGAUCAUCUCUUCUUCUCCUCUCUAAUGGCUUCUCUUCUUCUUUGCUGCAAACCCCUCCUUGUCGGACCCUCACCGCUCAUCCAUGUGGAGACGAUGAGGAUGAGUAUCUCGGGAAACUCGUGAUUAUGAAUGCUAAUGAAUCUCGUUUCACUUAUUUGGAAAAGAAGGUGCCCCUCGAGAUUGUUGAUCCUGAUGAGAGGAUAACGAUCGGGGCAUCUCAUGGAUGGGUAGCUACUCUCAAGGACGACGGGAUCCUGCGUCUCCAAGACGAUCUCAACCCUUAUGCGUCCGAUACAGACCCGAAACGCAUCCCUCUGCCUCCUCUUGUGACUCUGCCUCAUUGCCAAACCCAUAUCGUCACCAACGUGGCCAUGUCCUCUUCUUCUCCAGAGGAUGAAGACUGUGUCGUGGCUGUCAAGUUCUUGGGACCCCAGAUCAGCUUUUGCAGACCCGCUAACAAACCGGAGUGGAGAAACAUCAGGAUCGAAAACCCUUGCUUCUACUCCUCCCGAGUCAUGUUCUCCAAGAAACAUGACACGUUUCGCAUUCUCGGAUCUGGAGGAACACUUGGUCGAGUCAACAUCCACCGGUGA
This is a messenger RNA of Thlaspi arvense, 654 nucleotides long. Lineage: Eukaryota; Viridiplantae; Streptophyta; Magnoliopsida; Brassicales; Brassicaceae. The record is from the annotation of a GenBank genome assembly.